GUACGGCGGUUGAACGACUACAAGCGCUUCACAAUGGCUGUCGGCACCUUUGACAUUGCUCGUCUGAAGCAGCUCGUUGCCCAGGGCUUGAAGCGAGGCGCCAGCGCGCACACAAUCCUCGACAAGAUGCGUGAUGCUGCAGAUGGCCUCUAUAAGCCUCGAGGCUAUACUACACACGAUGCAGAGAUGGCGUACCUUGCAAAGGCAUUAGGUGGCCCUCGUCUAUUGUUCAUGCUCAACCAUUCUUUGGCCGGAUUGCCCUCCGCUCGUACAAUCCGCAAGCACAUGCAAGUUCCUGAGCUGCGUCCCAGUGUUUCCCAGCCUACCACUGCAGAGAUUGGUGCAAACAUCACCUCAUUCUGCGGCCCACUUGCAGUGCCGGAGCCUCUUCCUCGGUCUGGUCAUACGCUGGUGAUUGAUGGCAUUGCACAGGAGUCGAAGGCAAGGUACGAUGCAACAUCCAAUCAGGUUCUUGGCUUGUGUCGAGAGCACUCUCACAUGCUGGACCUCCGGGUGCUCAGUGUUGAAGCUGUCAAAGCAAUCGCAGCUGCGCUACACGGAGACAGCCCCUGCUGUCACUACGGGUCAGAAGCCACUGUCGCUGCUAUGGCUCCCUUUCGAAAGGACCACUACACCAUCAUUCCCAUCAUGGUAUCUCCGACAUGCAAAGCAGAAACAGCGGAGGAACUUGCAGAGCACAUUCUUAUGAUUUUGCGUACCUGGCAUGAAAGUGAAGAUGGUGAACGUCGUCAUGGUCCGUGUUGGAGCGUAGGAACAGAUGGCGAUGCGAAGUUCAGGACAGCAAAGUUUCGCGCACUAACAUCAAAGACACUCGAGCGUGGGACUCCUUUGCACGCCAAGCUGGUCUGGCUUCGAGGACUUAACUUGCAAGUAGGCCCGUAUGAUGUAACUGCAGAUGCAGAUCCCAAGCAUAUCUUCAAACGCUUCAACACUCUGCUCUGCCAUAAAGACGGCAUUCUUGUCCUUGAUACUGUUAUUAAUAGAGAUGUUCUUGCCGGCCAUCUCGCCAAGCAAGGAAUGUCCUCUGAGAAGAUCGUUGGCCUUUUGGAUCCGAACGACCCCCAGAACGUCCCACGUGCCGUUCAGCUACUUCGAAGUGUCAUCGCUAUUAAGCAUAUUAACCUCCAGCCUGAAAGCUCAGCUUCACGCUACCGGCCUGAUGAAGAGAAAGAGCACCGGGCUCUCUCACUCCUUGCCGAGGUUUACAACACACUUCUUACACCAUUCAUCACCAUAUCAAUGUCUCUGCGUGAUCAGUUCCGACAACUCAUAGUAUAUGCCCACCUCGCGUUCUACCUCUAUCGCAAGUACCGCACGGCGUUCAUGACCAGUCAAUUGUACCAUGACACUCAACAUGUGAUCAAGUCGCUCACGUUUAACAUUGCCAAACAACAGCUCCUUGAAGACACGGCCCCGUUCUACAUCAUUCAGCUUGGCCAGGAUCGCCUAGAGGUUGCGUUUGCAGAUGUUCGAACGCAGGACCAUGCGAGCAAUGUUGACACAUUGAGCCUCACUCGAAAGCUUGGAACAGGCUGCAUGAUCAGCAACCUCAAUCUGAAGCACCCUUCCUGGAACCGUGGACAUCGUCGCUUGAAGUUCUUUGAGAAUGACGGCCCAGAUCACAUCAACCCUGCGUCAUGGACAGGCGACGUAACUGCUGGGUCAGUUUCUCUCCAGUGGGACUGGGCACAUGGUUACAGCCAGGCUGUGGACAUCCUG
Phanerochaete carnosa HHB-10118-sp is the source of this 1740-nucleotide messenger RNA. RefSeq lists its product as uncharacterized. The record is from RefSeq and is a predicted model, not a curated record. Lineage: Eukaryota; Fungi; Basidiomycota; Agaricomycetes; Polyporales; Phanerochaetaceae. The annotation marks the transcript as partial. The transcript is spliced from 2 exons.